UCCAAAGUCGGUCGUGUGCAAGGUAACGGAAAGGGGGCAUUAUCAAAAACAGAAGAAAAAACAGGAAAGGGCCAUCUAAAAAACAUUUAAAAGUGCGUAUGACUGAAGGCACACAAUAUUGGAGCGACAAUAAUUAAGCACGAUGGAAAAACUCACGUUGCUUUUCGCCUGCACGCUGCUAGCUGUUUCCUGGGCCCAAAUCAUUGAGAUUAUUCCGCUGCCCUGCAACGACAAAACCACGGAGAAGAUCGGUCGUUUGGCACUCACCUACAUAAACGAGGACAGAACCGCUGGAUACAAAUUCAGCCUCAACAGAAUUACGAAUGUUCAUCUCCAUGUACAGGGUCCUGCUGGUAAGGUCUACUACCUGGAUCUGGAAGUUCUGGAAACAAAAUGUCACGUCCGGAGCCCUAAGCCCUGGAAGCAAUGUGACAUCAGGCCUGUCAUGGAAACGCAAAUCUCUGGAAGUUGCAAUGUCACCAUCCUCCAGACACCCCAUGGGCUUUCAUACCUGUACAGCUAUGAGUGCACACUGGUUCCAGACGAGCCGGAGAAACUGCUGAGGACCUGCCCACACUGCCCUCUGCUGGUGGCUGUGGAUAGUGCAGAGGCCCUGCAGGCUGCCCGGCUGUCCCUCAGCAAGUACAAUGCUCAGAGCACCAUGCCUGGCAGCUUCUCUCUGCAGAGCAUCAUGCGAGCAUCCACUAAGAAUAUAGCAGGGCAGAGCUGGUUUGUGGAAUAUACCAUUCAGGAGACGGACUGCCAAGAGAAGCACUUAGACGCAGGGCUCUGCAAGUCAGCGGAUCCUGCUGGGAUAUGCGUGGGGGCCAUUCAUGGCAAGGCUGAGCCUGUGGUGGAGGUGUCCUGUGAGAUAUUCCUCCCACAGGAUCUUGGGGUUGCCGUAGACAACUCCGGACCAAAGAAGGUUCCGGAAGUCCUACCGGCUCAGCAUGAAAAGAACCCAGACACCCCUCCUGACCCCUCAGUUCCCCAAUCGGACCUUGACCCCAAAUACUCAGGCCCCGUGCAACAGCCUACAGUUCCUAAAAUUCCUGUGCCAAAGCCCUUUGUCCCGUCUAAUCGACCGACAGUUCCCCGAGUGACCUCCCCCGGCCUGGCUGUCCGCACAGAAAAUGCGUCAUCCAGCGAGUCUUCGGAGUCAAUGUCCAAGUCCUCCGAGGAGCUAGGGGGCAGCAUAUUCAGGCCUCCGCAAAAUUUCUGGUACAAGAACCAGCGCAUAAAGAGGCAGGCACCCCUGGGCGUCAACCCCAAUCACGUCCCAGUGUUCCUGUCAGUAUUCCCGGCCUCUCCGUCCCCUUUCCGCUCCUGUCCCGGCGCUCCGCGAUUUUCCACCGUGUAGCUUGUAAGCUUCCAUGGCCUGGAGUUGCAGCCUAUCCCACAUCAGCCCUGAAUGAAAUAACAAGAUUAUAACAUUGAACAUUGAACAUCGAACAUUCAUCAUCCACAUUAACAUUGAACAUUUACGUUAUCAUUACACAUUUAUUUUAUCACUUAAGAUUUACAUUACCAUUUAACAUUAUAAUUUAACCUGUACAUCAACAUAAUUAUUGAACAAUAUUGUGUAAAGCUAGCACGUAUUGUAAUUUACAUUUUUCCAGAAAAUAUUUUGGAUUGAAGUCAAAUUAAAGCACCAAAAAUAAAA
This is a messenger RNA of Conger conger (European conger), 1663 nucleotides long. RefSeq lists its product as uncharacterized. Lineage: Eukaryota; Metazoa; Chordata; Actinopteri; Anguilliformes; Congridae. Gene Ontology annotation, biological process: negative regulation of endopeptidase activity. The transcript is spliced from 7 exons. Bases 143 to 1360 code for a protein of 405 amino acids. The record is from RefSeq and is a predicted model, not a curated record. Gene Ontology annotation, molecular function: cysteine-type endopeptidase inhibitor activity. Gene Ontology annotation, cellular component: extracellular region.